CAGUGCCGCUGCACUUCCUCAUUGUCAAUGAUACCUCCGUGUUCCACUGUCUAGCGACGUUUCUGACUGAAAUAAUACUCAGUGCGUCUCGUUGUGUUUCAUCUCUGAGCCUAACAAAUGUCGAAGCCUCCUCCCAAGCCGGCCAAGCCAGGCCAAGUCAAGGUGUUCAGAGCAUUGUUCACCUUUGACCCCAGAACGCCAGACGAGCUGUACUUUGAAGAAGGAGACUUCUUGUACAUCUCUGACACAAGUGACACUAACUGGUGGAAGGGGACAUGCAGAGGAAGGACAGGACUAAUCCCAAGUAACUAUGUGGCUGAGCAGGCAGAGUCCAUCGACAAUCCAAUGCACGAAGCAGCCAAACGAGGCAACCUGAGCUGGCUGAGGGAAUGUGUGGAGAACAAGGUUGGAAUCAACGGGCUGGAUAAGGCUGGAAACACUGCCCUCUACUGGGGGUGCCACGGAGGACAUAGGGAUGUGGUGGAGCUCUUGCUAAGCCAGCCCAACGUGGAGGUCAACCAGCAGAAUAAACUCGGGGACACCGCUCUGCACGCUGCCGCCUGGAAGGGUUAUUCUGACAUUGUGGAGAUGUUGCUGAACAAGAAUCCCAGGACAGACAUCAGGAACAAUGAGAAUAAGCUGGCUCUGGAGAUGGCCACGAACGCCCAGUGUGCUUCACUUCUCAAAAGGAAGCAGGGAAGCAACAUCACCCGCACACACAGCAACGCUGAAGAGUAUUUGGACGACGAGGACUCGGACUGAGCCCUGUCGAAGCUUCGUCACAGUCUUCCAUUGGGUUUUGGGGGGUCGUGGAGCUCAGAGAGAUUAUUGCAGACCUAAAAUGGACUUCUUGCUCCGUUUCCAGCUGUAACUCCAUUUUAGUUCUAUUAAUUUGUGCAAACGCCUCAGUUCUCGGCCCUCUGCAUCACGUUUGUGUGCAUUGAAUUAAUGCGUUUUUACAGUUCGCCUGCUUUGCCAAGUGCAUUUCCACAUGUAAGGGAUUUGUCUUGGAGCACCUGUUGCACACUGUGGACUGAGGGGCAGAAUAUAUGCAGUAGUGGAAAAUGGACCAAAACUCUAAUUCUAAACACAUUCCAAACAUGUUCAACCCAUCGAAACUGCACAUCAAAGUGCCAGUGCAAAUUAAAAAGAUUGAUCUGGUCUGUGUCUUGUUUAAUGCACCACUUAAAUUACUUAAAAAGGAAUUGGAAACACAUUAUCUCUUGCAGUUUGGAGCUCUAUCAAAACAUUUUCCUCACCUUACAUGUUAGUCUGUGCUGCACAUGUUAGAACAUUUCCACCGCAGUCAAAGACCUUCUGUCAGUUCAGUGUAAUGAAAACAUCUUCCCUGUGCAAAAGAGACUUUACAUCACUCUUUCAUCUUUCAAGUUUCUGAGGGUUUGAUUUCCAUCCUGGGGGCAAAUUUCUGGGUUUAUUGCUGCUUUCCAUCAUAAGUGCCUUAAAUAUGUGUAACAUAGCAAGUGUGUCUGUGGUUAUGUGUUAACGUUUUUCUCCUCUAAUGUUUUGAAUCUAAGAUCAUUUUGUUCUAGAUUUCUAUCUGCUGUUUUCAAUCUGCAAUAAAAGCUUUAUGUUA
This is a messenger RNA of Chelmon rostratus (copperband butterflyfish), 1594 nucleotides long. It is a transcript of the gene ostf1, whose product is annotated as osteoclast stimulating factor 1. Gene Ontology annotation, biological process: signal transduction. Gene Ontology annotation, molecular function: protein binding. The coding region runs from base 118 to 762 and encodes 214 amino acids. The transcript is spliced from 10 exons. NCBI's taxonomy places the organism in Eukaryota, Metazoa, Chordata, Actinopteri, Chaetodontiformes, Chaetodontidae. The record is from RefSeq and is a predicted model, not a curated record.